Striga hermonthica is the source of this 612-nucleotide messenger RNA. Lineage: Eukaryota; Viridiplantae; Streptophyta; Magnoliopsida; Lamiales; Orobanchaceae. The record is from the annotation of a GenBank genome assembly.
AUGAAUCCAGAAUACGACUACCUUUUUAAGCUUUUGCUUAUUGGAGAUUCUGGCGUUGGCAAAUCAUGUCUUCUUCUGAGAUUUGCUGACGAUUCUUAUAUUGAUAGUUACAUUAGUACCAUUGGUGUGGACUUUAAGAUCCGCACUGUGGAGCAGGAUGGGAAAACAAUUAAGUUACAAAUAUGGGACACUGCUGGACAAGAACGCUUUAGGACAAUUACCAGCAGUUACUACCGUGGGGCUCACGGCAUCAUUGUGGUUUACGAUGUGACUGAUCAAGAGAGUUUUAACAAUGUGAAGCAAUGGUUGAACGAAAUUGACCGUUAUGCAAGUGACAAUGUUAACAAGCUUCUCGUUGGAAACAAGUGUGAUCUCACAGCACAGAAAGUUGUUUCAACUGAGACAGCCAAGGCACUUGCGGAUGAAAUCGGGAUACCUUUUCUGGAAACUAGUGCGAAAAAUGCCACUAAUGUUGAGCAGGCAUUCAUGGCCAUGUCUGCAGAGAUCAAGAACAGGAUGGCGAGUCAGCCCGGGAUGAAUAAUGCCCGACCGCCAACUGUGCAGAUCAGAGGACAGCCUGUGAAUCAAAGUUCUGGCUGCUGCUCGAGCUGA